UACGAUCCGUCUUAUAUACGAAGUGACUGAUACUAUGGGAAAAGCCGGGAUGAAUUUACUUCGUCUCUGUCGACGGAACUUCAGUGUUAUUCCUGUUUCAGUUGGUCGUCGACAGUAUGGCACCAGCGGGACUCACAAGACUGUCAGGAUCGGUUGCGCCAGCGGUUUCUGGGGUGACACGCCGACAGCGGCACCACAACUCAUCCACAAUGGGAACCUUGACUUCCUCAUGUUUGACUAUCUCUCAGAGAUCACAAUGUCCCUGCUUACUGCUGCUCGUGCAAAGAACCCAGAGUUUGGUUAUGCUCCAGAUUUUGUCCUCUUUGCGAUAGGGCCAUAUUUAAAUGAAAUAAAAAGGAGAGGCAUUAGAGUGCUGAGCAAUGCUGGAGGCAUCAACCCUGAGGGCUGUGCUGCUGCCUUAAGACAAGCUGCUGGCAAGGCUGGUGUAGAUUUAAAGGUAGCAGUCAUCACAGGAGAUGACUUGAUGCCCAGGAAGGAAGAGUUGAUAACAUCUGCAGUACCAGAUAUGUUGAGCGGCCAUCCACUUCCACAGACAGUCCAUAGCAUAAAUGCUUACCUUGGUGCUGGUCCUAUAGCACGUGCAUUGGAUGAAGGGGCCGAUGUUGUCAUCACGGGAAGAUGUUCAGACAGUUCCUUGGCCCUGGCUCCACUUAUGCACGAGUUUGGUUGGCAGUCGGGUGAUUUUGAUCAUCUUGCUGCGGGAAGUCUGGCAGGUCACCUGAUUGAAUGUGGAGCCCAGGUUACUGGGGGAAUAUACACUGACUGGCAGACAGUUCCAGACUGGCACAACAUUGGUUUUCCUAUAGCUGAGGCUUCCAACACUGGCAGCAUCCUCAUCACAAAACCCCCCGGGACUGGUGGUGUAGUUUGUCGCGGAAGUGUUGCCGAGCAGAUGCUUUAUGAGAUUGGUGAUCCUCGUGCGUACAUACUGCCAGAUGUGGUAUGCGACUUCACCGGGGUGAAGCUGAGUGAAGUGGAAGACGGGGUCGUUGUUACAGGAGCCAAGGGCAAGCCUGCCACAGAUACUUAUAAGGCUAGUGCUACAUACAUGGAUGGCUACAAGAUGACAGCUGUGUGCUGUGUUGGUGGGCCUAAGAGUAAGGAGAAAGGAAAGAAGACAGCAGAGGCCAUUCUAAAACGAUGCAAAAAUAUUUUUAAAAUGUUGAAAAUUUCAGACUUCAAGAGAACACACAUCCAAGUUUUAGGAGGUGAAGAUACGUAUGGACCGCAUUUUAGUUCAGUUGAUGGUCCUCGAGAAGGAGUAAUAUGGAUUUCUGUCCACCACUCAGAUAAGAAAGCCUUGGAACUUUUCUCCAGAGAAAUUGCAGCUGCUGGCACGGGCAUGGCUCCUGGAUUAACUUCCAUUGUAGGUGGUCGACCCAAGCCAUCCCCAUUGUUACGUCUUCACUCGUUCUUGAUAAAGAAAAAUGAAUGCAAGAUAAACAUCAGCAUGGAUGGAAACAAGAGAGCAUAUUGUGAGUCUUCAGAUAGUUGGGUCUCUUCAGCUGCCUACAAUUAUGCUGACCAGCCUGUUUCUAGUGUGUCUGGCUUGGUUAGUGGAUCAAAAAGCUAUCGCCUUGAAGAUCUGGCUUUCACCCGGAGUGGUGAUAAGGGUGACUCUUGUAACAUUGGAGUGAUUGCUCGUCAUCCUGCCCUUUACCCUUAUCUGAAGAAGGCUCUUACAUCUCAGUCUGUGGCUGAUUAUUUCAGCCAUGUGUUCCCAGCUGAUGUCAACCCUGUGGAGAAUAUAAAAAGGUAUGAGGUUGAUGGUAUCCAUGGUCUCAAUUUUAUCCUUGAAAAUUCCCUUGGCGGUGGUGGUGUGGCAUCUCUUCGCUCUGAUCCCCAAGGUAAAGCAUACGGCCAGAUGCUUCUCGACUUCAUUGUGAAAGACAUGCCAGAAGUUCAAACUCUUAAAUGAAGAGGAGUAGAAAUGUGUUGACGUGGUACAGCAGCCAGUUGUCGUUCGGGGAGUUUUUCCAGUUCAACAUAUUUUGGUAACAUUUGUUUUGAAUAAACAUGAAAAUUAAAUUUGUUAAUGGAUCCCAACUGAAUACUGUUCACUCAAAAGCUGAAAGUUUCAAUUAGUUGUGAUCAUGUUUGUUAUAAGUAUUUGUUCAGUUACAUCACAUAGCACAAAUUAUACUUGAAAUUUAGCUGGAAAUGAGACCAAAAUGAAUGAAAAUUGAAUUGUAAUUUGCAAGAGUUGUUUGCAUUUCAAUUACAAACAAUCUUCGGAAUUUCUUAAUUGAGAGAAAUGUCAGAUUGGGACAUGAAUUUUUGCCAUGGUAGCUAAUUUUUUUUGUUCGUAAAAGCUUUCUAAAAUCGAACAGACGUAAAUUUGUGAGAGGCUCGUGAAUGGAACACUGAAUUUCAUGAGAAUUUUUCACUGUUCCCAUACAACAGUACUGUAUUUUCUCAACCACAACAUCUGCAAUUAUUACCCUGAGAUCCCAGCAGGUCUCGGAAUGUGGCGUUGAACUUGUAUGGUACAGUAUAUAUUAUGCUCUGGGAUGUAAGAAUCUGUAGAUAAUUACAAGUAGACAUACUUUGCUUAGCAUACGAUUAAUUCUAUAAACACAAAUUAGAUAAGUAAGGAUUAGACGGGACUGUUUUACAGUAUGAUUAAUAUGAAGUGUUUUAUCAGUGCUACCUAGAUCAUAUAGGAAAAUUUGUAUAUGGAAAUAUUAAUGGAAAUCUAAUGCUUAAAGCUGAUUAAUAUACAGUAUAAGCUUCAGUUCUACCAAUACAUCUCUAUAUUGGAGGAUAUAAUGUUAAAUAUUUGUGAUGUAUCAUUUACGUUUUUUAAUACUGUAUAGUGAGUGGUAUGUUCUAAAUUUUGAGAAACCAUAUUAAAGCAGUAUGUUAUCCACUAGGCAUCAUGAAAAAUAUAUAUUAAUAGAAAAUUUUUCAAUUGGAGAUAUUUAUUUAUUGGGGUACAGUAUUAAACAAAAAUCAUUACAUAAGUAGGAUCCAUAAAUAAAUAUAGAAACAGCUCUUUUUGAUAUUAACUUUUUAGUUGUAGUAUUACUGCACUGUACAUAUUUGCUGGUAAUUAUUCACAGGAAAUCAGUUUGCCGUAAUCUUUUGUUGCCAGCGUGUUUAACUUGGCAUUGCUCGUUUUUGUAUUCUGUGACUGGUUCUGUUGAGGCAGUUUGUAAGGUUCUUGUGUGUAGGGAAUUCACAAAGUAAAAUCAGCCUCUUCAGAAGGCACAAUGCAUGAUGCCCAUGGUUUCUCCUGAGCAUCAUGCGUUGUGCCUUUUUAAGAGGGUGAUCGUCGUAACAUCCUAUGGCCAUUCUUGUAGAAUGAGCUUGCACUUUAUUAUGUUUUUUAUUCAGUUGAAAAAGAGUUUAGAAUUGUGUGCAAUUUAGCUGUGAUGGUAAAUAUGUCGAGCAGUCUUAGUCUGCAUUAGUCUGCAGACUAAUGUAUUACAUGACAACAUGAUUGGCUAAUUCCCUAACCUGUCCUCUUAUAAAGAACGUCGCUUUUUGCUCGUAUGCGUUACAUAAGGCCAAAAAUUGUUGUACUAGAAAAUGGAAGCGGCUCCCAAAAGUGACGUACUGUCCCGUUUUCUGUUUUUUGUUCCCUGGUCGGUUAUGAUAAGGGCACUUUAAAUAGACUGUUUUCUUGACGUUGGGAAACCUUAGGACAACGAGUUGAAUUACCACCACAAUGAAAAUUUGUGGAAAAAAUUCAGGUAUGAAAUAAUUUGCUUAGAGUAUAUGUAAUGUAUGUGUGAUUUUUUUAUUUACUGUAUAUAUAUGACAGUACAAUGGGUUGUAAAAGUAUAUAUUUUGGUGUUUUAGUGAUACACAUGUAUUGGAUGUCAUUACAGUAAGUCACGAUUUGUAGUGUAUGCGUGCUUGCCUGUAUAAUAAUAAUUUUGGGUAAGAUUGCAGAAAGUCAGCACAUACAGUACAACAAACUACUUACAGCAUAACUGACUUUUAUAUCUUUUUGUUCAGUAUUUUGAAAGGAACAUUGUUCUCCAUGUGUAAUUGGAAGCUCCAUGAUGAUAUUCAUUUAAAACACACUAUAAUAUUUAUAGUUAUGAGGAAGAUUGUUUCAAAUGAAUGCUGACCUGUGACUGAAAUGCUGAGUCUAAUUGGGGCUUCGUAUUAUAUAUGAUUAUUGUAUGUGCUAAAUAAAUCACGGAUUAUGUUCCUUGGUAUAUUUUAUGAAUAAAAUAAUAUUAUAAAACGGUUUUUGCAUUGUGUGGUGUAAUAGUGAAUGGUGAGGCUGUCGUGUGUACACACUUUAUUGUGAAGCAUGGAAAUGGCACCAGAAUUUUAGAUGUUGUAUUCAUUUUGAUUAUUGGUAAAAAUGAAUGGAAUAUUUGAAAGUGUAUUGUAUAUAUUUAUUACAGUGUACAGUAACAUA
This is a messenger RNA of Procambarus clarkii (red swamp crayfish), 4399 nucleotides long. RefSeq lists its product as uncharacterized. NCBI's taxonomy places the organism in Eukaryota, Metazoa, Arthropoda, Malacostraca, Decapoda, Cambaridae. The record is from RefSeq and is a predicted model, not a curated record.